AUGAUCUAUUUUGAAGGGGUGAACGCUGACCAGGUGAGUGAUGUUCUGGACGACCUCAAGGGCAUUGAUGUCUGCUACGAGGUUGGCCAGGUCAUGCAUGAUGGCUUCACCAAGACCAUGGCUGUUGUUCUCUCAGCCACUGAGACAGAUCAAGUAACCCAAGCCUGCCAGCUCAUUGAGCAGUGCUACAACAGUCCUGGCAAGUUCCACCCAGAGUGCACCUACAAUGAGAAGGAGGUUGAGAAGGAAGUCCUCUCCACCCUAAUUGACAAGGGAGGGGCCAUGAUCAACUUCAACGACUACUACUUCCAACUGUGGUGUGACUUCAGCCUCAAGCUGAUCAUUGUCAACAUCAAGCUGGUCCUGCCGCAGGUGAAGCCAAGAGAGCUGAAGGAGCUGAUUUGUAAGCUCUGUGAAGUAGAGCUGGUCAACAUUGAGUUCAUCUGCUGCAACAACACCUACCAGGGAUUUGUCAAGGGCACUGUGGCCAGCAAGCAGGACCUCCUCACCAUCCUUGAGCAUGACAACGUUGAACUCUUCAUUGGGUGCCCCAAGGUUCACUUCCACAGGAAGAUGUCCCAGGAGGAGUUCAAAAAGGUAGUGCUACCCCUGCGUGAAAAGUCCCAAGCCAAUGCUGCCAACUUCAGGGCCAACAAGGUGGUGCAAGAUGCUGCCAGAAAGAUUGAGCAAGCUAAGCAGGCCAGGGAUAUCAAGCAGCAGGAGGCCAGGGCCAGAGAGGUGGCCACAGCCAUGCAGCACAGGAUCCAGGAGCGCAUGGCAUGUGCAGCCCUCCAUUGUCAGGACCCCUAG
Messenger RNA from Acanthamoeba castellanii str. Neff, 810 nucleotides. RefSeq lists its product as uncharacterized. Bases 1 to 810 code for a protein of 269 amino acids. Lineage: Eukaryota; Discosea; Longamoebia; Acanthamoebidae. The record is from RefSeq and is a predicted model, not a curated record. The transcript is spliced from 2 exons.